Molecule: messenger RNA, 2114 nt
Organism: Anopheles aquasalis
Lineage: Eukaryota; Metazoa; Arthropoda; Insecta; Diptera; Culicidae
Product: U3 small nucleolar RNA-associated protein 6 homolog
Biological process (GO): maturation of SSU-rRNA from tricistronic rRNA transcript (SSU-rRNA, 5.8S rRNA, LSU-rRNA)
Cellular component (GO): small-subunit processome; Pwp2p-containing subcomplex of 90S preribosome
Molecular function (GO): snoRNA binding; protein binding
Source: RefSeq, a predicted model, not a curated record
GCAUCGCAUCAUCGACAACCGUUCGGCUUUCGCCGUCCGUCUUUCAAGUUUUACAGCAGGACAAGGGAUUUAAAAAGAAAACCACUGGAUCUCGAAGAAAGCCGACAAAUGUCAAACGAACUCGCACCCACGAAAUGUCACAACAAACCCCAUUUUCACGUGUUUUGUGGCCGCGGUGUGGCAUCGUUUUGUGGAAAGGAUUUUGCAAAGAAUUUCGGAAUAACCGGCGGAAAAAGCGAGCAAAAUGAGCGAGGUGAUUGAGCUGCGACGGGAACAAUCGAUCCGGGAGUACGAGUGCAUGAAACAUCUGAAACUUUUCACGGACGAGGAAAUUGCGGGCAUCAAAACGAAACGGCUGAACCAUGAGUACAAAACCGAACGCCGGCAGAAGAAUCUGGUCGACUUUAUCAACUACAUCGCCUACGAGAAGAACGUUCUGCAGCUGCUGAGGGAAAGGCGCCGUAAACUGCACGUGAACCGCGAAUACACCAGCCUCGAGGGAGCCAUCAACAAGCGCAUCCGUGUGCUUUACAAGCGGGCCCUGGCACGGUUCCCUUCCGAGUACCGGUUGUGGGAGCACUUCGUAGAACACUGCCGGAAGUACCGAAAGAUUGUCGAGGGUUCGGAAGCGCUGGCCAAGAUGCUGAACUACCACGCCGAUAAACCGAAAGCCUGGAUCCGCGCCAUCGAAUGGGAGUACCGGAAGGCGAAGAACAUGCAUACUGCCAGACAUUUCGCUGUUCGCGGUCUGCAGCAGCAUCCCACCUGUGCCGAGAUACAUCUCGCCUUCAUCGGUAUACAGAUGGCCGAAGCAACGAAGCUGGUGAAGGAAUCUAAAGAGACGGCGGAAGAGAUGAUUGCCGAGCAGAACGUCUCCCUCUGCAAGCAGCUCGAAUCGGCCGCCCUGGUUUACGAGAACUACGAACAUAAAGAUGUGGCCUUCUUCGCGAAGCUACUGGAGCAACUGAGCGAGUAUCGUCCAUUGUCGAACACCCUGGCAGAGCGGGCACUGGAGGAGAUGGAAGCAAUGUUUGCCGAUAAAUCCGAGGAUAUGUGGAACGUGCGGGCCAACCUAGCUCUCGAUGGUAAUCCUUUCCUUGUCGAAGGGAACGACGAUGUCAAAAAGGCCGCUACGUUGAAGCAACGGUUAAACUUAUGCAUUGAAACAUUCCACAAAGGCCUUGAACGACUGCCAACGAAGAAACUCUACUCACACUACAUUGAAACUAUGCUGAAGCUGAACACUACGCAGUCGGAUGACAUUGCAGAGGAGAAAGCAAAACGUAAAGCACUGGCCGCUGCAUUCCGCGAGACACUGGAGGCCGAUCAGAUGGAGGAGGAAAAGCUAGUACAAUACCUGAAGCUGCUUCUGCUCAACGAAAAUCCAAAGGAGGAGCUCAUAAUGAACGUUAUCAACAAGGGCCUACAGCAAUUUCCCCGUUCUAGCGACAUUUGGACCCAGUACUUGCGGUAUCUUAUUCAGAAGGAAGCCGAUCUGAAAGACGUGGAACGCAUCUUUGAAAGGGCCGUAAGCUGCCUCGAUUCGGAUGAGAACAAAUUAGCUGUGUGGAAAAUGUUGCUGCAAUAUUUCCAAACUCGACCAGAUUUGCCGGAUAAAGUUGAGAAAUUUUUCCUUCAGGCAAUCCAACAGAGCCCGACCAUUUCACACCACUUUCAACCACUGUACCUCGAUUUCCUGCUCUUCGCCAAGAACGGCAUCACGAAGGUUCGCAAGGAGUACAACCGUUUGGUGAAAAACUUUACCACCACACUAGAGCUGCAUCAGAAGAUGGCCAGUUUGGAAGCGGCCGAAACGCAAACGAAUGUAUCCGAGUGGCGCAAAUGCCUGGAGCAAGCGACUCACUUCUAUGGCAAAAAAACCGCAACCGUUUGGCUCGACUACAUCCGGUUCGAGAUUGAGCAUGGAAGCCCGCAAAAGAUGCAGACAUUAUACGAGCGUGCCAAAGGCAUGCUGGAUGAGGAGACUUUUGCUGUGUUUCUUCCCGAGUAUGAACUAAUGAAGAACCCAUUACUUUAGGUUACAUGGCAUGCGAUGGGUGUAAUGUGAGGGCGACCAUGAUAAAUGAAAAUAAAAAAGAAUUGUUUUCUUUUAU